UGUCCUUAAGUCAUAUGAUCAAAACAGGAAGUACUGCGAAUAUAAUGCAGGUGUGGUGAACGGAAUGUGAAUGUAGAAGAGAAAAAGAUUAAGAUAGUUAGUCUAGUCUACCUUUCAAGAUCUGGCCCAUGAAAAGAAGAAGUCACAACUGUCUAAUAGCGACAACAAUGGGGACGUUUUUUCUGCUCAUGAUGGUGUUGUAUGGCACCAUCAAUUCACAGCAGUCAGAAAGCCCUAGCUACAAACAAGAUUACAGACUCCUAGGAAGACCACUGUACAAACUGGAUAUAUCCUGGCCAAAAUACCCUGAGCUGUUUAGUGGUGAGGUGUUUGGAGUGGCUGUGGAUCAGUAUUCUGGUGUGGUGUAUGUUGCACAGAGAGGUGAGGCAGUGCCCCAUGUGCUGGUGUUCUCCUAUGACGGAGAGCUCCUCUUGGCCUGGAACACCAGCACCCUGGACAUGCCUCACGGAAUCUUCCUAGCCAACGCAGACACCAACCCCACUGUCUGGGUCACUGAUGUUGGGAAGGGCCCAUAUGGUCACUGCGUGAAGCAGUACUCUCCCGCUGGGACGCUGCUGCAGGUGCUGGGGACACCAGGGAAGGCAGGUUCUGGGCUUAACCCUCUGGAGUUCGACCAGCCUGCAGAGGUCUUUGUCCACAGCUCUGGGGAGAUCUACAUCGUGGAUGGCGAUGGAGGCAUGAAUAACCGCCUCAUUAAACUUUCCCCAGAUCUGGAGGUGCUGUGGAUCCAUGGAGAGAAGGGCCAAGGCCUCGCCCAGUUCUACAUCCCUCACAGCGUCACCGUGGACACCUUCCACAGGGUGUGGGUUGCUGACCGAGGAAACAAGCGUAUCCAGGUGUUCAACUCUGUGACUGGAGACUGGCUGGGCACCUGGGGAAGCUGCUUCACAGAGGAUGCGCCAUACUCUGUCAGAUUAACACCAGACCAGAAGUACUUUAUUGUUGUGCAGCUGAAUACCAAUCAGAUCUCAGUGCUGAAGGCUCCACCAGUGGGUGUGAUUGGUCAGUGCCAGGUGGUUAGUGUGAUCCAGUUAGCCGAGGAUGUGAAGCCACAUCUAGUGGACCUGGACCUGAAGACAGGAGCUCUGUUUGUGGCUGAGCUGGGAGCCCAGCAGGCUCAGAAGUUCACUCCCUUCAGUUUGGGCGGCAGCUUCCUCUAGGUAAGUAUACUGUAAAAUACCAACAUACGCACACUGGACUAUAUAAAAAAAACAAACCAUUGUGUGUAUGUGUGUAGUUUGCAAAGCAUACAGUCCAAAAGUAUUCCAAAACCAAUUAUCUCAUGUUAGGGAAUUGAAAACGCUGCAUUGAAAUUUGUCAAAGAAAAAUACCCUUUCUUUUGAAAUCACUAAAAAUCAAAAUCAACUAUUGUAAGGUGACAUUCGUUUUAAGGUUAGUUAUUAUAUGUUGGUUUUUCCUAAGUUGGGAAAUAUGAUAUAAUAAAUUAUAUACAAGACAAAAAAAAAGUAUCUUUUUACAUAAGUAUUCAACUUCAGUAUUUUCCUGCAGAAACAGCCUAAAGUAUUUGGGGGCAAUCCAGCUUUGUUGUUGAAUACUGACGCUAGAUAUUAAAGUCUUUAUUGUAUUUAAAUAGUGCAAGGCACUGUGUAUAUAUAUUCUCUCGGUCUUCAUGUUUUUUCUUUUCUGUACAUAAAUAUACACACGACAAUACUUUAGAUUAUAUUCACAAAGGAUUAACCAAUUUGUCUGUCUUAAUUACUGGCAUGAAACGGGAGUAUUUGAAUGUCAAAGGGAAAAUACCUUUAAUAUUCUUUAUAAGAGGGGGUGUGAGGGUGAUCUGAACAUCCAGAAAACAUUCCAAAAGUAAAAUGCUUUGAGUUUUUUUUUUUUAUGUUUUUGGGGGCUUUUUAUUAAUUUGAGAUAGCUACAGGAAAAGCAGGGUUGGAGAAAGUGAAUGACGUGCAGGAAAAUCCCAGAAACGAACAAAUGUGUUACCAGGGCACCCCAAAGAUUUGAAUGUUUGGAUGUGCCUAUCCCUUCCAGCGAGGAUUUAGCUCUGACCAUACUACCAUAUGACGUGUGAAAGCUCAGUGUACAUGUCCAAAAAGCUCAUCACCGAUAACUCCAGUGGUCACAUGCUAAUAUAAACAAAUGCAUGCAAUAAAUUAUCAUUAUUUUUAAGGCAUCUACUUUUUCCCAGUAUAAAAUAAUAUGUAUUAGUUAAGGUUCUAUCAAAGUAAAAACUAAACACUGGAUAGUUAUAUUACAAAUACUGUGCCACUUGGAUUCAAAUCUGUCUUUUUUAAAUCUGUGUAUAACACAGUAAUUAUUUUGUAAGUGACCAUAAUUAUCUUAUUUGUAUGUUUUUUUGUGGCUUUGAUGGACAUGUUUGUGUAUGUUUUGUAUUGCAAAAACAAUGAAUAUGAAUUUGUUUUGUAAUGAUCCUAAGGGAACAAUCCACUCAUGUUUUGCUUAGAACGCUAUGUAAUUAUUUUCUGGACUUCUUUUACACAUCCUUGGUAAAAGGUUAAGAAAUGUUUACAGUUCAAAAUGGAUAUUGUGGUUUUAUGUUGUCAUAUAUGAAUGUGGUUCCUGUAUUGUUACCAUUAAUUGUAAAUGUAAUGCCAUGCUGCUUUUAUUGUGCGAUUGUGUGUUUUGACCAGAAACAUUUAAUAUUAACGUUGUAUGCUAGUACGUCUUUUCCUCUAUAGCUUUAAGUGAGUUAUCGUCAUCAUUAGUAAAUAAACGUAAUGGGUAGUCUCAAUGACCCAAGGCCAUAGCCAUGGAAUAAACAUUGGGGCGGACUAAUUAA
Hypomesus transpacificus is the source of this 2794-nucleotide messenger RNA. Its product is annotated as NHL repeat-containing protein 3-like. Gene Ontology annotation, molecular function: translation repressor activity; protein binding; ubiquitin protein ligase activity. NCBI's taxonomy places the organism in Eukaryota, Metazoa, Chordata, Actinopteri, Osmeriformes, Osmeridae. The record is from RefSeq and is a predicted model, not a curated record. The transcript has 7 exons. Gene Ontology annotation, biological process: negative regulation of translation; proteasome-mediated ubiquitin-dependent protein catabolic process; protein polyubiquitination. The coding region runs from base 129 to 1181 and encodes 350 amino acids.